GUACCAACCAUCGACCACACAGGACCACACACCAGCGUGGAGCCGUGGAUUGGCGCUCUCUUUGUCCAGUAGAUCACUGACCCGGCGGCGGCGGCGGCUACCCGGCGCUCUCCGUUGUCCAUUCCGUCGCUCCCCGGUCCCCGCCAUCCCUGCUUUCCCCUUGAAUGCCCACCUCUGCUUCCAGCCUCCACAUCAAGCUCCAAUUCGUCCGCGGCUAAAGCCUCCGCGCCGGAAGUUCUGCGAUCGAGCGAGUUUCCGGGGCCCAUACCGAUGGCCCUGCUUCCCUCGGGCUCAGGCAGCACGCCGGUGAUCGCCGAGGUGGAGAUGAACGGCGGCGCCGACCAGAGCGCCACCACCGUACGAGCCACCGUCGUGCAGGCAUCCACAGUCUUCUACGACACCCCCGCCACUCUCGAUAAAGCAGAGAGACUGAUAGCAGAGGCUGCUGGAUAUGGUUCACAGUUGGUCGUGUUCCCAGAAGCUUUUGUUGGUGGUUAUCCUCGUGGAUCCACCUUUGGCUUUGGGAUCAAUAUUAGUAUGACUAAUCCAAAAGACAAGGGAAAGGGUGAAUUCCAGAAGUAUCAUGCAGCUGCCAUAGAUGUGCCUGCAAACAAGUUCUCAAGCUAUUUCAUUACUCUCAAGUGUCAACAUAUGGUUUGUGUCAACUACACCACACUAUGGAUCUUCUUACUGACAGAGCAGCAUGCAGGUCCAGAGGUGACAUGCUUAGCUGCUAUGGCUGGGAAAUAUAAGGUCUUUCUGGUAAUGGGGGUGAUUGAGCGAGAAGGUCACACACUGUAUUGUUCAGUGCUCUUCUUUGAUCCUCUAGGUCGGUACCUGGGUAAGCACCGCAAGAUGAUGCCGACGGCAUUAGAAAGGAUAAUAUGGGGAUUUGGAGAUGGAUCAACAAUUCCUGUUUAUGAUACUCCACUUGGAAAGAUCGGAGCCCUUAUUUGCUGGGAAAAUAAGAUGCCACUUUUAAGGACAGCACUGUAUGGUAAAGGUAUUGAGAUAUACUGCGCUCCCACGGCUGAUUCAAGGCCAGUGUGGCAAGCUUCCAUGACACAUAUCGCCCUGGAGGGGGGAUGCUUUGUGUUGUCGGCAAACCAGUUCUGCCGCAGAAAGGACUACCCUCCGCCGUCCGAGUACGCAUUUGCCGGUUUAGGAGAAGAGCCUUCUCCCGACACCGUUGUCUGCCCUGGAGGCAGCGUUAUCAUUUCGCCGUCAGGAGAAGUCCUGGCAGGUCCCAACUACGAUGGAGAGGCGCUCAUCACAGCCGACCUUGGUAAGGCACUAACCAGAUACUACAUGCUCUCAGUGCAUCCACCUUGUGCAUACGAUUUUGUACCCGGUUCACAGUUCGUCUUAGAAGAUUCUGAUGAAAUGCUCUUUUGUGCAGACAUGGGAGAGAUCGUUCGGGCCAAGUUUGCUUUUGACGUGGUGGGCCACUACGCUCGGCCUGAGGUGCUGAGCUUGGUAGUGGAUGACCAACCGCACCGGCCGGUGUCAUUCACCUGUGCUGCUGAGAAGACUCCGGCUGCCAAGAGCGACGGCACCGCAAAGCCCUGACGACCAUCAUCAGCUCAGUCACAAGCAGUUGUUUAUUAUCGAUAGUUUUCUUUUUGUGUGAAACGACUUCUAUCGAUAGCUUAAUAAGCCGAUGAAAUGUAAGCUCGGAUCGCCCGCAUGCCUGAUGCCCCUGUAAGUUACGCUGCUUGUAAAAUGCCUUCCGGAACAGUCAGCUGAUGCCCGUUCACCGUGUGAUGCAUCUGA
This is a messenger RNA of Triticum urartu, 1773 nucleotides long. RefSeq names its product bifunctional nitrilase/nitrile hydratase NIT4. The record is from RefSeq and is a predicted model, not a curated record. Gene Ontology annotation, biological process: detoxification of nitrogen compound. Lineage: Eukaryota; Viridiplantae; Streptophyta; Magnoliopsida; Poales; Poaceae. Gene Ontology annotation, molecular function: nitrilase activity; nitrile hydratase activity.